AGUACCUCUAUGCUAUCAGAAGUUUUCUUCAAGCAAUCACAUCAUGUAUAGCACGACCUAUCAUUUUCUCUAGACUUAGCAUAGCUGUAGCACAUACCCAGCUUCUUUAUCCAACACUAUCCAACUCAGCAAAGUAUUCAUCGACAUCGUCACUCAUCGUUUUCGUUGUCAUUGAAAAAAAUGUCAGACUCAACAGCGGUGUCUGCGCAGGGUUCUAAGAUAUUGUUCGGCCGACUCUUGCAAGAACGAAAAGUUCUCACAGAGGAGUAUGAGUUGUUGGCUGAGGGUGGCAUCUACGUUUAAGGCCACCUCUAUCUCGACGAAUCCAUCUUUAUGGGUAUCCUCCUUCAGCAAGAGCCGUAUACAUAGAUACACAGAUCUGACUCUUGAAGGAGGAUCUCAUUCCCCGUCCCUUCAGGGGUGGGCUCACUAGGGUUACCUCUAAUACAUGGACUGGGGAGAUGAGAUGCAAAGUCUGCGAGCGAUGAUCAUUGGACCGAAGGAUACGCCAUAUGAAGACGGUUUCUUCUUCUUCGAUGUGAAGAUACCAUCGCAGUACCCGUUUGUUCCUCCGAGUGUCACUUUUCGGACGACGGAUCAUAGAGUCAGGUACCGUAUUCGCCGAUACUAGUAGAUAUCAUUUCUUGGGCCUUAGUACAUUUUUGCAAUACUGCGCAGUAAUGUUUCGAUGUUAAGCGAACGUAUCGGAAGCAGGGCGCCCGUGGGGGCAGCUGCGACACCGGUCCCCUGCCCGGGAGCAGUAGCGCCGGGACUUUUUGGUGUGCCCAACGCGGCUGGGCAUUUACCAAAAGGCACGCAGCAGAGCGGAAAGCAGUGUGCAGGGGCCUGAAUUCUCAAAGCGAAAGAGGGGCGCGAGGCUUCAUGGCGAACACAAGCCGAGGCGUCUCUCAAAUGGCGCCUGAGGAAGCGCGGGGUAGGUGUGACAUCUAUUGAAGGGGCAGGCGUAGGUUCGGGUCUUCAGCGUCUGACCCAUUUGGGGACGAGGUAGGCUGCGGGGCACCGGUGUAAAUUCGCCUGUGUCUUCCAAGUUGUAUACAUCUGGGCGCUUCGUUCCUUGCGCCGGUGAAGGGGUUCAGAUAGAUGCAUCAUUUGCCAGACACAUGCUGCUGCAAAUGGUGGCGGCUUGCGUGUGGUGUGCUGCCUGUCGACUCUCAUGGAGGGGGUGGCGAAUUCUAGCGCGGCCCCGCGUUGCCGCUAGAUGUAGCCGGGCUGGCUGAUUGUGGUGCCCGGCUCACUUAGAUAGCGGCCAACCUGCUGACGCGGGCGCGGCUAAGCGUUUCCCACUCGUUGCGCCUCGCCUGCCAGUGUAUCCACCGAAUCGCCGAAGGCCGGCCCAGGACAAGCAUGGCGCGCGCUGCGCUUGUCUUUGCUGGUCAAUCGUGGCCCUGGGUGUGUGUUCCAUUAGCGGAGGCGGAGACGCCGGCCGCUCGCAGAUCUUAGGCUUAGCUGUGAUUCUCUUUCAGCCCGCUGCUGACCAGCAUGGCUGAAGUCUCGCCAAGUAGUGCUGUGGAUUUCGUAGCAGUUCCACACGGCUGACAAUGGUGGCGAGUUUGAUCGCCUCAAUUCUCAAAGCUUGGCGCCGGGAGAAGUGACGGCAGUAGCUUCAUCAUAUACCCAUUCUCGUUAUUGUCGUUGAGCUUGAGUGUAUCUCUUAUCGUUAUCAUCUUCAAAUAGCUCUACUGACAGACUCCCCGGGUGCAACUAGUAAGUAGGUACACAUCAAACAGGUUCCACCCAAAUCUGUACAUCGAGGGGAAAGUGUGCCUCUCUAUCUUGGGAACCUGGCCAAAUGGACCUGCGUGGCAGACGUGCAUGUCUAUAAAAUCUGUCCUGCUGACGAUUCAGUCUAUCCUGGCAGCACAUCCUCUGACGAACGAACCUGGAUACGAAAAAGAAGUGAAUACUUAUGAUGGGUGACGCUAUAAAUUGCGGGAGUGAGGUUGUUCAUCCUCAGUUUUCAGAAGCACCAUGCAUCGUUUCCGAUGUAUUGUCCUAUACCUUGUGAAACGCAACACAUCAUGCUCUCUCCUUCUUUCCUCUCCUCUCCCCCCCUGACUUUCUCUCCAUCUAAUCUUCCGAAAAAGACAAAUUGUAUUCGAAGAUGAUCGAUUUUGAGUCUAUCAACGUGGCGAUAUACCGGAUGUUGCGGCACCCUCCAGAGACGUACGAUUUUUUCGUGCCGAUGAUGCGAUUGCGGUUUUUGGAUGCGUACGAUUCGUUGGAAAAACGGUUACAGAACUUUAUCGACUCCCACCCGCAAAUGAAAACGGAAGCCCUUCCCUCGUCCAAAGACAGCUGUAUUAUGGAUGAUAAUGUUUUUCUACUCCUACUCUUUGUUGUUGCACUAUCGUAAUCCUGCUUUUUCUCCAAUAGUCUGAUGAUAUGACGAACCAGCAUAGAUCAUCCAUUUUCCUGCUCUAAUUGUAGCACGUCCGCAUCUACUCCCGUCGGCUCAUCAAGCCCAGAGUGCACAAGUGAGCAGGAAAAAGAAAACCAAAAACCCGCAGCUGCGCCCAAGAAUUUGAUCCGUGAUGCGACUAAGGGGAUCUCUAGCUCUCCACAGAAGUCAACAUCGCUUUUAGACGCCUGUUACGUCCAGCAUGAAGCGAAGGCGCGUGCCACGAAGAACGCCUAUGGGUCUGAAGCAGGCUACGUCCUCCAGGGUGAAGUAGGGGACGACGGCCCACCGUGGUAUAGCUCUAUGGGCAAAGGCACGUCUUCUCUGAGUGGUAGUGGUUCGUCCUCAAAUGCAGCUAUUCUUGGCCAACUGAAAGGAGGAAAGAAAGGCCCAGUUGAGAUGUUGGAACUGUUAAAUGAGAAAGCUGAAAAGGGGGACCAGAUAGCGAAGAAAAUGCUGAACAAGCACCACUCGUUAUACGGUGACAACUUGUUGAACGGACCACUAGGUUCUUCAAAUAAUGCUUCAACAACGAGUUCAUCAACGUCAACAACAGCACCUCCAACAAAAUCAUUAUCUUCUGAAGGACCUUCUACGAGUGCGACAGCGACAAAUGCAACGACCAGUAAUGUGAAAGUGAUUCAGCGAACGGGAAUCAAUGUAACAGCCGUGGGUGGUGCUGCGAACGUCGUCACUGCACCGAUAUACAAUUAAGGCUAGGUGGUAGUCUUAUCUUUAUCAAUUACAGUGCAAAAUUUAUGCUCAUAGGGUAUUACUGCACCUACAAAAAGAAUUCAACUAGCACGUGCUAAUUCGAACAUGCUCUCAUACCCUGUGUACCAUGACAACUAUAAUACAGCCUGGCCCCUCUACUUCUAAAACACGUUCCAGAGUUCGUUUUCUACAGUCAUAAAGCCUGUCCCCUCUUCUACUUCUAAAACACGUUCCAGAGUUCGUUUUCUACAGCGAAAAUACUAUUGGACGAACUGGAAGCGAUGAAAAAUCAAAUCGAGGAGGCGCUAGAUGAAGAGGAGGAUUCAGACGAAGACGAGGCUUAAGAACUGGAUGGUGCUGAAGCACAGCACUGGAUGGUGCUGAAGCACAGCACUGGAUGGUGAAGGACUGUGUAAUGUAUGAAAGAAACUAAUAGAUUCUGGAAACAAAAAAGAAAGCUGUAUUAACCAAGUAGAGUGGGCAAACUUUGAAUCGCUCUUUUCCUUGACGUCUUUGAAGAACAAACGUGAGUCGUUUUUUAUACCUAUUGCAUACUAGGCCAUGCGGUUGUUAUUACCAUGAUUAUUUGGACAUACAUUAAGAAUCCAUGAUCAUGCAUACCAUCGCCCUCAUGAUCCUUCCAGUUUAGCUAGCAAAUUCUCUGAGCUCUGACUGGUGAGGAGCACACUUCUAACUGUAAAAAGAAGGGACAUGAAGAUUUAUCAUGAUCACAUUGAAAAAUCAUGACGUUAUUUUCUCCAACAUGAAAAGAUAGUGGAUCCGCAGAAACCGAGGACAACGUGUUGUUCAGUUCUGGAAACUAAAGUUGUAUGACGCACGAUCAUGAUUCACACCAUCUUACAACGCGGACAAUCAUCAUGGUAACGUGAUCCUAACAUUUUCAUUUUGUCUCAUGUGUCAAUUGGCG
Amoebophrya sp. A25 is the source of this 4061-nucleotide messenger RNA. Lineage: Eukaryota; Dinophyceae; Syndiniales; Amoebophryaceae. The record is from the annotation of a GenBank genome assembly.